This is a messenger RNA of Pecten maximus, 826 nucleotides long. RefSeq lists its product as uncharacterized. The transcript is spliced from 5 exons. Lineage: Eukaryota; Metazoa; Mollusca; Bivalvia; Pectinida; Pectinidae. The record is from RefSeq and is a predicted model, not a curated record. Bases 2 to 826 code for a protein of 274 amino acids.
AAUGGCUGACCUUGGUGACAUUAUUCAGAAGUAUGAUUUUCUGAAUGCCACUGCUGAGGAUGAAUCUGCCCUAUCGGAUGACAUACAUGAUGUUCGGAGAGAAUUGAAUGAGACUGGUACCUACGAAAAAUGCCAGCGAUGUGUGUCAAUACUACAGGAGAAAAAUUGUCACAAGGGAUUCCCAUUGCAUCUAACACCAGCCUGCUGGAUGUCAGUCACAAGUAUUAUAUGUCUCAAAGACAUAAUUCAAGCCUGUGUUGAAGAUGGGAGAAUGACUUUAGAACAAAGUAACAAAAUGAUGUUUGAAUUUUUCCUAGCCUGUUUGGAAACAGGGCCAUCGACAUCACAUGGUUCCGAGUUCAUACCCUAUGUCCUGAGUGUUAAUGAACUAGAUGAAUAUCUUGGUACUCUGAUGGGUGAUGACUUGAAUCGAGUGUUGGACACGAUCGCAAACUUGGAACACACCCCAGAACAGCCACAUAUUGAACUUCGUGAACAGGCCACCAAUUGGGGUCGGCAAAUGAUUUCUUUUCUCAAAGACAUUGUCAAAAAGAAAAAUAAAGAAAGACUCAAAGAUCCUGCAGUUCAUGAAGCAAUGGCGGACUUACACCUAGCUUUGAACAAGAAGAUGGUGGAAUACCCUCAGGAAUUUUCCAAUUUCAUCACGAGUAUGAUGAAUGUCAUCAAGGAUGGUUAUGGAGGAAGUUUGCAUCAGGAAACAACCAAAGGCAAAGGAAAAAAGGAAAAGGUGGUCACCAACUGCUACCAGGAGACCCUGCCUCAAAAUCACCCUGGCUGUUCAGGAGGGGAUAAACCUAGCAAAUGA